Apus apus (common swift) is the source of this 949-nucleotide messenger RNA. RefSeq names its product translation initiation factor IF-2-like. The transcript has 7 exons. Bases 1 to 912 code for a protein of 303 amino acids. NCBI's taxonomy places the organism in Eukaryota, Metazoa, Chordata, Aves, Apodiformes, Apodidae. The record is from RefSeq and is a predicted model, not a curated record.
AUGAGGAAAUACUAUGCCUUGGAGAGAAACACUGAUUUUAAGAACCUCGAGUUUUCGGUGGAGUUUCCAUCUCGCCACAGCCCCGCUCUCCGGGAAGGAGCCCCCGGGCUCGGCCCGCACGGCGGCACCGCAGCCGGGGCGCGCGGCCGCGCUCAUCCGGGCACCGGGCGGCGCGUGCCCCCGCCCCGCCGCUGGCGGGCACCUGCGGAGCCGUGCGGGACCGGGAGCGCGGUGCGGGGACUCACCGAAGUCCAGGAACUGCUUCAUGGAGAGCGGCGAGGGGGAGAAGCGCGAGUAGAAGUCCACCUGCUGCGGAAUGCUGCCCGCGGAGGCGCUGCCCGCGGAGGCGCCGCGCAGCAGGGCGCGCAGCAGCCUCAUGGCGCGGCUCUCGGCCUCCUCCAGCUCGGCUCGGCUCAGCCCGGCCCGGCCGCCAUGGCCCGCCCCGCCAGCUCCCCCGGCCCCUGCGCAGGCCGCGGCCUCCCGCGCCGAGGCGGUGCCCGAGGGGUGGGUGUCUCCCCGGCCCGGCCCCGCGCGGGGCGGGGGCGCGCGGAGCCGCUGGGGCCUGGGCGGCCGCUCCUGAGGCGGCGGCCGCUGCGCUGUCCCCUGGGCUGUCGCAGGGAGAAGCUGUCCGGCUUGCCGGAGGAGCCCAGCCCCGGACAGACUAAGAAAAAAAAAAAUGAAGUUGCCAGUAUCACACCUUGGCUGCGGAUUAUGGCUGAUGUUUGCGGCAGUGUCUCAAGGUCUGGAAAUUUCUUGGCUGCAACAGCAAACAGUGGUCUAGCAUGUAUCCUCCUAACCCUUCAGGCUUUGUUGCAUGAAAAGGUCCUUCCUUUCAGCAAAGGUAUUCCAGAGAAUUCAGUAGUCUUGACGUGGAUCAGCAUAGAUCCCCAUAAUAAAGGAACUCCUUAUUGAAGCUGGAAAGCUGUUGCCAGAGAACUCUCUUCCUGCA